Messenger RNA from Calypte anna (Anna's hummingbird), 3387 nucleotides. It is a transcript of the gene GMEB2, whose product is annotated as glucocorticoid modulatory element binding protein 2. Lineage: Eukaryota; Metazoa; Chordata; Aves; Apodiformes; Trochilidae. Bases 159 to 1760 code for a protein of 533 amino acids. Gene Ontology annotation, molecular function: RNA polymerase II cis-regulatory region sequence-specific DNA binding; DNA-binding transcription activator activity, RNA polymerase II-specific. The transcript is spliced from 10 exons. Gene Ontology annotation, cellular component: nucleus. The record is from RefSeq and is a predicted model, not a curated record. Gene Ontology annotation, biological process: positive regulation of transcription by RNA polymerase II.
CCCUUUCCCUGCCUCCCUUCCCUCCCUCCUUCCCCGCACCCACCGCCCGCCGCCGAGCCGGAGCUGCCGGAGCCGGAGCCGGGGCAGCGGGACCCCGGCCUGAGGCAGCUGCUGACCCGGGGCUCUCCCUGCCCAUCGUUGCCCACUCCUGCCUUGCCAUGGCCACUCCAGAUGUCAGUGUCCACAUGGAGGAGGUGGUGGUGGUGACAACACCAGAUGGUGCCAUGGAUGGAGGUGGCAUGGAGGAGGUGAAAACGGUGCUGGUCACCACCAACCUGUCCCAGCACAGUGGUGACAUCAAUGAAGACACACUGGAGACUGAAAAUGCAGCUGCUGCUGCUGCUGCUGCCUUCACAGCCUCCACACAUCUGAAGGAAGCAGUUCUAGAAGUGAAGAUGGCUGAAGAUGAGGACAGUUUGGAGGCAGAGAUUGUCUACCCCAUCACCUGUGGGGACAGCAAAGCCAACCUCAUCUGGAGGAAGUUUGUGUGCCCUGGGAUCAAUGUCAAGUGUGUGCAGUUUGAUGAUCACCUCAUUAGUCCCAAGGAGUUUGUCCACCUGGCUGGCAAAUCAACCCUGAAGGAUUGGAAGCGGGCGAUCCGGAUGAACGGGAUCAUGCUGAGGAAGAUCAUGGACUCAGGAGAGCUGGAUUUCUACCAGCACACAAAGGUCUGUUCCAACACCUGCAGGAGCACCAAAAUCGACCUGACAGGGGCCAGGGUGUCCCUGACCAGCCAGACCUCAACAGAGUACAUCCCUCUGACCCCUGCUUCUGCUGAGGUGAACGGCUCCCCAGCCACCAUCACCAUAGAAACCUGUGAGGAUGCCAGUGACUGGAGCAGCAGCAUUGGAGAUGACACCUUUGCUUUCUGGAGAGCCCUGAAGGACACGGGGCUCCUGGAAGAAGUGAUCCAUGAGUUCCACCAGGAGCUUGUGGAGACCAUGAAGGGUUUGCAGCAGCGAGCACAGGACCCCCCUCUGCAGCUCGGGGAUGCUGUUUUACUCAACAAUGUGGUCCAGAACUUCGGGAUGCUGGACCUGGUCAAGAAGGUCCUGGCCAGCCACAAGUGCCAGAUGGAUCGCUCGAGGGAGCAGUACACACGGGAUUUGGCAGCUCUGGAGCAGCAGUGUGACGAGCACCGCAAGCGAGCGAAGGAGCUGAAGCACAAAUCCCAGCAUCUCAACAACGUCCUGAUGACCCUGACUCCUGUCUCUGUCCCCACACCUUUAAAACGCCCUCGGCUGACCAGGGCCACCUCCGGACCUGCUGCCAUCACCUCCCAAGUCCUGUCCCAGCCGGCACAGCUCGCCGUCACCCCCAGCCUGCCCGUCUCCCAGCUCGCCAACCUCCCCCUCGGCAAAGUGGUGUCAGCUCUGCCGCCCACGGUGCUGGGGAAGGGUCCCUCCCAACCCCCCCCCGCUGCCAGCUCCCCGGCCUCCCCCCUUCUGGGAGGCUACACGGUCCUGGCCUCCUCCGGAUCCACCUUUCCUGGGACCGUGGAGAUCCACCCGGACGCUUCCAACCUGACGGUGCUGAGCGCGGCGGCGGUGCAGGACGGCGGCACGGUGGUGAAGGUGGUCAGUCCCUUCCAGCUCCUGACCCUGCCGGGACUCGGCACCGCCAUCCAGAACGUGACACAGGUGGCUCCCGGGGGGAGUGGCGGCGGUGGCACGGUGGUGACCGUCCCCUCCGGUGUCACCGGGGACGAGCACGCUGCCAUCGAGGUGACUGCAGUGGCCGAGGAGGCAGAGCAGAAGUGAAAAGGGGGGGGACUCGGCCUGGAGGGACACUGCCCGUGCCACCACCCCGGGGGAACUGCCUCUGCUCCGGCUGCGGGACGGGGAGCGGUGACACGAGUGGCGUGACACGAGGGGAGUGGUGACACCAGGGUUGCGGUGACACGAGCGACGUGACACGAGGGGAGUGGUGACACAAGCGGUGUGACACGAGGGGAGCGGUGACACAAGGGGAGCAGUGACACGAGCGGUGUGACACGAGGGGAGUGGUGACACCAGGGGAGCAGUGACACGAGCAGUGUGACACCAGGGGAGUGGUGACACGAGGGCAGCAGUAACACGAGCGGUGUGACACGAGCAGUGUGACACAAGGGGAGCGGUGACACAAGGGGAGCAGUGACAUGAGCGGUGUGACACGAGGGGAGCAGUGACACAAGCGGUGUGACACAAGAGGAGUGGUGACAUCAGGGGAGUGGUCACACGAGCGGUGUGACACCAGGGGAGCAGUGACACAAGGGCAGCAGUAACACAAGGGGUGUGACACGGGAGCAGUGUGACACAAGCGGUGUGACACGAGCGGUGUGACACAAGUUGUGUGACACAAAAGUGUUGUGACCCAGGGAGAAGGUUAACAAGGGGCACAGGUUAAUGAGACUCAUGUCACUAACGAGGAGAUCCAACUCAGAGAGAAGGAGGGGAGGAAAGAUGCUCCAGAAAAGGGAUAAAGCAGAGAUGUGCUCUGCCCUGUUUGAGAGGACAAAACAAAGAAAAAAGGAGAUUUUUUUUUUAUUAUUUUUUUCUUUUUUGGUGAAGCCUCCCUGCCCCUGUCCUCUUGGAACAGCGAUUCCCUUGUAGCUCCAGCUCUGGCUCCCCUGCAGGCAGUGGCAGAGGAGCAGGGCAGGGAGGUGGUGGCAGUGACAGAGCUGGCAAUGCAGGGGGGCUGCUCCCCAUCCCCGGGGGGCUCUGGAAGGCAGAGGGGACCCCGGGAGCGGGCUGCCCACGGGAUGAGCGUGGCCAGGGAAAGCAGGAAGAGGUGUGACCCCCCCAGGGUGGCUUCUGCGUGUGACAGUGGCUUUGGGUGGUGGGACAAGCAGGAGCUCUCCUGACAGUGGUUGUGGAAGGAACUCAGGUCUGAGCAGGGAGAAACCCAGAGGGCUGGGAGGAGCUGUAAUUUCUGAGGAUUUGGGGUCUCUUUCUAGUUUUCUGAAAAAAAAUAAUAAUUUGGAAAUAAAAUCCAUUCCUUGGGAUUUUUUUUAAGCAGCCCCUUGGGUUGUGAAGAUCCUGAGCUGAAGGGCAGUGCUCCCAGGAUCCUGUGCUCAUCACCCAGGUGUGACCCCCGUGCAGCAUCAGGCCCAUCCCUGGUCCCAGCACCUCACUGGGUGCUGCUGUUCCCUCCCCUUGGGGUCUGAGCAGCCCUUCUGGGGUGGGUGCCCGACCCCCCUGGCCCCCUUUACCCACUGGACUCACUGUGAGUCUCCCUGCUGCUCCCUCUGGGGGCAGCUGCAGCCACGUUCACCCCGUCUCUGGCUGGAAGGAGUGGGGUGCUUGAGGUGUGUUGGGGUUUCUCCAAUCCUGAGCUGGCAGCAGCAGUGAUGCCAGCAGUGAUGCCAGGUCACUUUCAUCACUUAAUAAAUUUUUUUUUUCUCUCUCU